AUCCGCCAUUUUCAUUCAUUCUCUAUUCUUUCCCUUUCGUCAUAUGGCGUGCUAGUGCGUUUGUCCGCCAUAUUAAAUGAAAUCAAUAAAAUAAGACAAAAUGUCGCCUUACUAGAGUGCGUAAAAAUAUCCAACAACAUCCAGUAAUUGUGUGAUUAAAUCAUCAAGAGGAUCACAAUGGAGAAUUCCUACGGUGUGGGGGUCGUUAACAGAUACGCUCUUUUUUUGGACGAUGAGUCCGAUCCUCUUGAUGCGUUAAAAGCGCGAGAGCAGGCCAAGGAGCUCAAAAAGAAGACCAAAGAAGCCGAAAAAGAAAAUAAGGGCAAGCCCGAAUCCAAGCCUAAGGGUGGUACCGUUGCCGUCAGGAAAGGUAUCAAAGAAACUCAAAAUGUGAAGUCCCAAGACAAUAAGAGCGGCGAACAACAAAAGAGUAAGGGACCCCCUCGUGCUAACGACCGCAAUGCGGAACGUCCACCUCCGCGACGCCGCGAGGACCGGCCGCAGAACGGAGCCGUCGACAACAAGGAUGGCGCGCCGAGGCCACCGCGUAGAGAAUUCGGCGACCGCGAGCGCAGGCCUAAUUUCGAAAGGCGUAACUUCAACGACAACGGCGAGGGUGCCGAACGUCGCGGACCUAGGCCUCCACGUGAGCCCCGCGAUCGUGACGGUCCGCGCGGGCCGCGACCGCCCUACGAUAACCGGGGCAAGCGCGAGUUCGACAGGAGGUCCGGUUCCGAUAAGACCGGCGUGAAGCCCGUCGACAAGCGCGAGGGCGGCGGGCCUCACAACUGGGGCACCAUCAAGGACGAUAUGGAAGAGCUGAACAAAACCGGAUCCGAGGGCGAGGUCGGCGAGGAGAAGCCUCCGGCGGAGCCCGGAGCGGGCGCCGGCGGAGACGCACAGGCCGGUGCGGAGCCCGAGCGCGCGGCACCCGAGGAGGAAGUGCGCGAGCUCACGCUCGAUGAGUACAAGGCGCUGCGCAACGCAACCCGCGCGCCUCCGCAGUACAAUUUGCGCAAGGCCGGCGAGGGCGAGGAUCUGUCGCAGUGGAAGAAUCUCGUGAUGCUCGAGAAAAAGAAGGAGGGCGGCGACGACGAUGAGAGUGACGACGAGUACGAUAUCGCCGACUAUCCGCAGCGCGUGGGUCGCCAGAAGCGCGUGCUGGGCAUCGAGUUCACAUUUAAUGACCAGGCUCGGCGCGGCGCGGCGGGCGGUCGCGGCCGCGGACGAGGCCGCGGGCGCGGGCGCGGGGCGCCAGGCGCCGGGCCGGGCCCCGCGCCGGCGCCGCGCGAGGAGAUCGUGCCGGAGGAGCGCCCGCAGCCGCGCUCGCACCCGGCGCCUCCCAAGGUUGAUGACAGCAAGGAUUUCCCCUCCCUCGGCUAGACUCAGUGAGCCUUUAACUCUUCCCCCUUUCGAAAGAGUACGAUAGAAAUACAAAUUAAAUACUGUAUGUACCGUUAUUUUUGAAGUAAAUAUACAAAAUAUUUACACAAGUGUGUAUUAUAUUACAUAGUUUAGUCGGUUUAGACGUUGAUCGUCUUGAAUCCGAGUCGACAUUGGCAGGCUUGUUUCUAUUCUAACUAUAUUGGGUUUGACUAAUGCUCAUGUUGUUGGACAUGUUUGAGUGGGGGAGGACGCAAUUUUAUUUUGAAGAUGCUGCGGUAAUGCUGGAUACUGGUCUAUUGUAACAGUAGCUUUUAUCAUAUUGUAAUCACAUCAGCUUGAGUUAACUUUAACAAGUUAUUAUGAAUUAAGGUUUUAACUUGACUGUGACAAAUUAAAUUAACUCCGUCACAACUUAGUGUAGAAUGUGAAGAAAAUAACCCUUGUUGCAUUUUAUAUCAUGAGUUUGUGUUGACAAAUGCAGACUGGGAACUGUAAAUAGUUAUAUAUGUUUAAAAGAUAAGGUCUUAAAAAUAACAAGGUUGAUUAUUGUUGUUACACAAACUUCUUGAAAAAUAAACAUUUUGUAUGUGUGAA
Messenger RNA from Cydia strobilella, 1980 nucleotides. RefSeq names its product SERPINE1 mRNA-binding protein 1-like (gene VIG). Gene Ontology annotation, molecular function: RNA binding. Gene Ontology annotation, cellular component: cytoplasm; nucleus. The record is from RefSeq and is a predicted model, not a curated record. The coding region runs from base 178 to 1383 and encodes 401 amino acids. Lineage: Eukaryota; Metazoa; Arthropoda; Insecta; Lepidoptera; Tortricidae. The transcript has a single exon.